AUGGGCACCGGGAUGGCAGGACCCGGCCGUGAUGCAGGUUUUAGCCUCAGGUGCAUCAAGGACAAGAAGGUCCCCAUUGGGGUCACUGUGGUGGUGGCCGCGCUGCUCCUGGCCAUCAUCGCGCUGGCGGUGAAGAAGUUCCCGUCCUGCCCCUCCUGCCCCGCUCCCGACCGCUCCCGCUGCCUGGAAAACGGGCUCGGGUACCGGCGGAAGUGCUUUUACUUCGUGGAGGACGAAGCGGAGUGGAACGGGAGCGAGCGCUUCUGCCUGUCCCUCGGAGCCCAUUUGGCCGCUGUGGACGCAUGGGAGGAGCUGCGUUUCCUCCUGCGCUACGGGGGCUCCCUGCACUACUGGAUCGGGCUCCGGAGGGAAGGAUCCGCUCCCUGGACGUGGGUCAAUGGGACCCUCUUCAAUGACUCGUUCCAAGUCCGUGGCAGGGGACAGUGCGCCUUCAUCGAUGGGGAUGGGAUCAGCAGUGACUGGUGCUCCCUGAGGAAGUAUUCGGUGUGCAGCCAUCCCGAGGGCUGGAAUCCCACCUGA
This is a messenger RNA of Neopsephotus bourkii (Bourke's parrot), 540 nucleotides long. Its product is annotated as C-type lectin domain family 2 member D-like. Lineage: Eukaryota; Metazoa; Chordata; Aves; Psittaciformes; Psittacidae. The transcript is spliced from 5 exons. The record is from RefSeq and is a predicted model, not a curated record. The coding region runs from base 1 to 540 and encodes 179 amino acids.